AUGGCUUCUUUGAAGUCUGGGGUUCUUGUUAAGCUUCUUGAAGAUAUGAAUGUGGAGGAUAAGGGUUCAGAAGAAGAGCGAAAAUCCGUGUUGUUGCAAAUAAGAAGCAUAAUUCCUGUUUUGGAAGAAGGGAAUUUCUGGCCUAAUAGAGGGUUCUACUUGAAGGUUGCAGAUUUAUCUCAUGCCUUGUAUGUCUCUUUGCCUCAAGAACAGAAUGAUAUGAUUUUGAGUAACCAAUUACAACUUGGGCAGUUCAUAUAUGUGAAAAGUCUUGAGAGGGCAUACCCUGUUCCAUUGCUCACAGGUAUAAGGCCUGUCAGGGGUAGGCAUCCGUGUGCUGGAAUUCCUGAAGAUAUUGUUCCUGUAACAAAUUUGGUGAACCUUCUUGAGCCAUCUGAUAUGGAGUCAAUUGUCGAAAAGGGUGUAAUUUCAGAGAAAAAGAUAAUUGAAAAUUCAUCAGAUUCAAGAAAAUUAUUUCGUGGAUUGUCUGAUUCGGAGGCACUGAUAAAAAAGGUUGAUCGUGUUGACAAGAGGACUCAAGGAAGGUUGCGUUCUUCGAGUGCUUCAAAAGCUCGUCCUGAUGAGCAUAGAAUUGGCUUGAAGACUAAAAGAUGGGAUGUUGAGAAGAGAACUUUGAAUGUGCUGGGUGGAUUUCAAACGAAUAGGUCAAGUUCCUUUGACAAUGAUAGUGAUUCUGAUGACACGAAAUCAUCCGUCUCUUCAACCAGCAUAUCAAAGAGAAGAAGCUGGACUGAGUCUGAAAUUUUGGAGGUUAAGGAAAUCUUUGAUUCUUCAGUUGCCAAGCAUGAGAUCAGACCAUUAGCUCGUAGUCGCUGUCGCAGUGCAAAUGACUCAUUCUUAAUCAUUUUGUAUAGACAGGUUUCUCCUGUUCGCAAUGUGAGGUAUGACAGCUCUGAUGACAAUUUAAGUUCCACAAGAAGACGAAAUACUGUUUCAACUAGGAAAUUGGUUAGAAGUUCCAACAAGAGCAAGAUUCCAGUUUCAAAGAUAAAUGGUGAGGGGACCUCAUGUCCAGUGGCAAUAAGCAGUUCAGUCAACAAUAGAAAAGGGGCAGAAACUAGAAUUUUAUGGGACUCUCUCCCAUCGACCUUGGUGAAGCUUGGCAAGGAGGUUACAAGGCAAAGAGAUGCUGCUCUGCUUGCAGCUGUGGAGGCUUUGCAAGAGGCCUGUGCCGCUGAGAGGUUGCUCAAUUGCCUAAGCACAUACUCGGAGUUUCCAUUAGCUGAAGGGAAUGAUCUGCAGCCAUAUGUUGAUAAGUUCUUUGAUCUCCAAGAUGAAUUAGCUCACACAAGACUAAUAAUGCAGUCAUUGACAAACAUCAAUCCUCUAAGAACAUCAGGAAUCGAUUCUAGCUGCACUGGUUCAGUCAAGGAAGCCCUGAAGCUAGCUGUUGAAAGAAAGAAGAAUGCUUCUUCUUGGAUUAAAUCUGCUGUAGCAGUUGAUCUUUCCCCAUGCUUUACGGCCCUUAAACCCAUGCCUAUUACUACGGAUGCUACCAACGCCCCAAAGAAAUCAAGUACAUCAACUCACGGUACUAAACCGAUGCUUUCAUGUAGCAUUACGAAGCAGAACAAGAAUGGUGAGUUCCCACUUGCAUUGGCAGGCAACAUGGAUGAUCAAGCGGACUGGAGGAGGGGAAGUUUGUGUGCAGCUGCUAAUCUGGCUUCUUCCUUGCAGGAUGAAUGUAGAAAAUUUUUCUUGGGUUAUGUAGAGAAAUAUUUAGAUGAGGUUGAGAGCAAAACAUUGUCAAUGGGCUCGGAUAGUCAGAUAGCUGGGAGAAUGUACAAGGUCAAGAGAGUGAAUGACUGGUUAGAUGUGAUUUCGAGCCAAGAGGCCAAUCAUCCAAAGGAUGGAUGCAAAGAAGGUUGUGCAUUGGAUGAGUCUGAAAUAGAAGCUUGUGGAAGAGUGAGAAACCAAAUAUAUAGGAUCCUAUUGAAGCAUGUUGAGAGGAGUGCCAAAGCUUUGGAAAAUAUAAACACAUCCGAUUAA
Molecule: messenger RNA, 2010 nt
Organism: Ilex paraguariensis (yerba mate)
Lineage: Eukaryota; Viridiplantae; Streptophyta; Magnoliopsida; Aquifoliales; Aquifoliaceae
Source: the annotation of a GenBank genome assembly